CUCUAUGGCAGCUAGGCUGUAUGGGCCAUGCACCCAUUGUAUUGCCUUUCCGCAUGGAAAAAAUAUACCAAAAAACUCUAUGACAAACGAGAAACGAAUGGAGUUGUGCAUUAUUUUUAGCUGUUUUUGUUCACUUAAUUUGUGAUAAAACACAUUUAAUUUAUUAAAAGUACAAGAAAUGACUGCAGAAAACGAACGUGAAAUAUAUCACAAGUUAGAAGCCAUGAAGGAAAUCAGAAACAAAACAAUAACAUUAGAAAGGUUAAAACGUAGCAUAGUAAAUGAAGUGCGCAGUGGAGACCAGGAAGGCCGUUGCUUGGCACAAUAUAAAAGAGAAAUGGAACUUCUGCAACAGGAGAAAAUGAGCCAUGUCGAAGAGCUCCGGCAAAUACAUGCAGACAUCAAUGCGAUGGAGACGGUGAUAAAACAAACGGAGGAGAGCAUGACGCGCAAGCUGUCGACGGCGUCGCGGCUGCACGAGGACUACCGCCCGCUGAAGGCCGAGGUGGACCUGCUGCGCCGCCAGUGCCUCGGGCUCGACCGCCUGCCCGACCUGCACGAGGAGGAGGGCAGCCCCAUCACGCCCGACCGCUUCCCUCCCCUGUCGUCGGGCGGGGUCGGGGUGGGUUCGGGCUCGGGCCCGGGGUCGGGCGGGUCCCUGGGUCCCGGGUCGCUGGGUCCCGGGUCCCGGGGCGCGGGGUUCCUGGCGCCGGCGCCGCGCAAGCCGCCGCCGCCGCCGCCCGCGUUCAGGUCUGCUCUCGACCAAGAUUUCAUUACCGUCUCGCUGAGACAGCAGCCGCCGCCGAUGAAGUCGUGCCUGUCGUGCCACCAGCAGAUCCACCGCAACGCGCCCAUCUGCCCCCUCUGCAAGGCCAAGAGCCGCUCCAGGAACCCCAAGAAACCCAAGAAGAAAUAGUCGCUGUAAUCUGCCACAACAAAACACCGCGACCCAUCCCCGCCGACGACGGCGCGACGGACCAUGCUGUGUUACUCGUGAUCUUCGCACAAUAUUUAAUAACUUCGAUGUGUUCCCCUUUCGUUUAAUUAAAACUACCUAUACUAUAGAUUUCACUGCCUGUAUACAGAGGCCGAUGCACGAAUUUUGACUGCUCUAUAAUCGUUUCGCAUCGUUAAAGUGUCUAGGGGUCAUCCAUAAAUUACGUCACACGAAUUUCAUGUCUUUUUUGCCCCUCCCCCCGUCCUUGUCACAUUUGUAAGACUCCCCCCCUCCCUAGUGUGACGUCACAUAUUUUGCAAAUUUACAUUUAGAAAUCAUUGAAUGAAAACAGUGGUUCUGUUAUCAGUUUUAUUUCCAUUUAAAUUGUUUUUUCGUUAUUAUUAUAAUCAAAUCAAACAAUUAACAAAACAAAAAAAAUACCGAACAAAAAGUGAUUGACUAUGUUAAUUAAAGAAAUUAACAAAACAUAAAAUAUUAAUAACAUUAUAAUUAAAUUAAAGAUACAAACUUAAUAAUCUUGAGUCCAUGGACAUUGAUCCCACUCCUUUAAAUUAUUUAUAACUGGCAUAGCACCACUUUGUUCUCGUUUGGGUUGU
Messenger RNA from Chilo suppressalis (striped riceborer), 1554 nucleotides. Lineage: Eukaryota; Metazoa; Arthropoda; Insecta; Lepidoptera; Crambidae. The record is from the annotation of a GenBank genome assembly.